Messenger RNA from Caenorhabditis remanei, 1830 nucleotides. RefSeq lists its product as uncharacterized. Lineage: Eukaryota; Metazoa; Nematoda; Chromadorea; Rhabditida; Rhabditidae. Gene Ontology annotation, molecular function: translation initiation factor activity; GTP binding; GTPase activity. The coding region runs from base 1 to 1830 and encodes 609 amino acids. The record is from RefSeq and is a predicted model, not a curated record. The transcript is spliced from 7 exons.
AUGGUGGAGCGAUGUGUGGAACCUUUAAAGGAACCGAUUCAGAAGAAAAAGAAGGAGUCGGGGUCGGCCGAAAAAUCCACAGGUGUAUUGAGAUCUCCUGUGAUUUGCGUGAUCGGUCGAGACGAUACGGAAGAGUCGGCGAUUUUGGACUAUAUCAGAAGGACGAAUGUCCGUGAGGGAGAGGCUGGCGGAAUUACGCAACAGAUUGGAGCGACGGAAGUGGCGGCGGAGGCAAUACAGAUGUGCUGUAAACAUACUAAAGGAUUUGUCAUAGAGACGAUGGAGAUUCCGGGGUUUCUGAUUAUAAAUAAAGGACACGAGAGUUACCCAAAGCUCCGUACACUCCGUGGAUCUUCACUGUGUGAUUUUGCAAUCGUCAUCGUAGAUAUGCAACACGGUUUGGAACCGCAAACAGUCGAAUCGUUGAAGUUAUUGAUCAAAGAGCAGACUCCGUUCGUAAUUGCAUUGAAUAGAUUUGAUCUUCUUCGUGAAUACAAGAGCAAACCGUAUAACGAUGUCUACCAACUGUUGCGAUCUCAGCAGCAACAUUUCCGAUCGGAAUUUGAAGAGAAAAUGGAGAAAAUCGAGGCACAAUUUGCAGAACAAGAGAUCAAAGUGACACUCUCCAACAGUCUGGACGCCGUCAAUCCGAAUUACGUGUGUAUGGUACCAAUAUCGGCGACGAAGGGCGUAGGAAUCGGAAAUCUCAUGGCAUUCAUUGUCAAUCAGACGCAGACAGAGUACGCCCAAAGGUUGACGUUCUCCGAGAAGUUGGAUGCCAAUGUUAUGGAGGUUAAACAGAUCACUGGUCUCGGCACAUCAAUCAACGUGAUUCUUGUCAACGGAACGAUGCGUGCGGGCGACAUUCUCGUUCUCACAGGAACCGACGGUGCGAUAGUUACAAAAGUUCAAAAACUCCUAAUGCCAAAACCAAUGAGAGAGAUGCAAACGAAAAAUAGCUACGUUCAUUUUACAAAAGUCAAAGGAUCGUGUGGAGUAAAAGUUCUCGCGAAGAAUUUGGAAAAAGUUGUGUCCGGAUUGCCCGUAUAUGUCACCGAUCGAGAGGAAGAAAUUGAUUAUUUACGACAGGAAGCGAAUAACCAGCAUGUCAAUGCUCUCCGCGCAUCCAAAAAGAAUCAAGAAGGUGUCUUCGUUAAGGCUUCGACUGCCGGAUCUCUCGAGGCGCUUCUUGAUUUCUUGAAAUCUGAAAAAAUCCCAUAUUCCAACGCGAAAUAUGUAUUCUGUGAUGAUAGCACCCCCAACGAUGGCUAUAGUUCGACCAGCUCCACCUCUCCAAUCGAUCGUCCACGUGAAAUGCAACCAUCUUCUAGCUCCGCCAUCCAACAACAUCAACCUAAGAAUUCAACUCAUCAGAAUAUUCAGAUGAGACAGACGACACGAUCAGAAAUCGUUCCCAAGCCAAGCACACUGGGAAAUCAGACCGUUAUUCUCAAAGAGCGAAGACAUGCUCUAACCGACAUUAUGGAUUCAGAAGAAAGCAUGAACAAAAAAAAAGAAGAAUCGGAGUUAAAUAAGUUGAAAAAGCUGACAGAAGAACUCAGCGAGAAAAUUGCUGUAUCACGGGAACAAAUCGAUCUAUUGAAAGUUCAGCUGCAAAACUCGACGAUUGCAAGUGAUAUGGAAGAACAGAGAUUAAUCCAAAGAAUAAGAGAAUUGGAGCAGAACCAUCAAGCUGAAUUAAAUCAGUUAGGAGUAGUUUGGAAUGAGAGAGAACUCGUAAUCGCUGGUCAGAUGUUUUUAAUCGAAGCACUAUUCCCACCAAUCCAACCAGGAGGUGAAAAUGCAGAACCUGAGAAUCCGGUGAGUUAA